Messenger RNA from Aspergillus ochraceoroseus IBT 24754, 702 nucleotides. RefSeq lists its product as uncharacterized. The record is from RefSeq and is a predicted model, not a curated record. The annotation marks the transcript as partial. Lineage: Eukaryota; Fungi; Ascomycota; Eurotiomycetes; Eurotiales; Aspergillaceae. The transcript has a single exon.
AUGCGAUUCCUGUCAGUGUUCAGCGGCCUCCUGCUUGCUGGAGCCGCAGUUGCCCAGAAUUCUAGCUGCUCACCUACUUCGUCCGAUGCCGAUGUCGUGAAAUACGCCUGGGUCGUGCAAUCGCUUCUGGAGAGAUUCUAUUCCUCCCAGCCUCUGAACACCACGUUCCUCAGUGACGCCACUAACAGCUCCCACGCGGAAUACUACGCCAAUCUCCAAGGAAUUCAGAGACAGAACCGUCUGGGUGUUCGUGCUAUCCAGCUUCUCAGUGGCAAGGUGCCAGAUUUCUCUCCCCCUUCAUGCACGUUCACCACCCCCAAUUCCACCAGCGGCGAGGAUUUCGUGAGGAACGCGCUCGAUCUUGAAUCUAGCGCCUCUGCUGCUUUCAUCGGUGCCACUGGCUAUACCCAGUCUCCCGAGGUCUCCUUCAUCCUCUCCAGACUGGCUGCCCAGCACGCUGCCGAUGCCGCCUGGCUCGCCGGGGAGCAAACGGGGGUCGUGUUCCCAACCAACACCACCUCCCUAAUUCCAGCAUACAACCCUUCAUACGUGCUCUCAAAUGGAACCGAAACAGGCAAGCUCGGCCAGUACCUCGGUGGCUGCGUAACCCCGCCAACUAGUCCCUGCGGACAGUUUUUCAUCGGAUCUCUCAUUGGUAGCUUGGGUAACGCUACCGCUGCCAGUGCAGGUAUCACUGGUUCC